Molecule: messenger RNA, 2150 nt
Organism: Populus euphratica (Euphrates poplar)
Lineage: Eukaryota; Viridiplantae; Streptophyta; Magnoliopsida; Malpighiales; Salicaceae
Exons: 9
Coding region: 149-1834 (561 amino acids)
Source: RefSeq, a predicted model, not a curated record
UUUUUCAUCAUUUCUUCUCACACAAAAUACAAAGGAACAAGAGCUCUCUCUCUCUCUCUCUCACUCACUCGCCUUUUCUUGUUCCUUUGAAAUGAUCUCUCUCUCACACUCUAGAACAUAAACAUUCUUUCUUUGUUUCUUUAUUUGCAUGGCUCUAAACACUUUAAUGAAAAACAAACCUUACAAUGUUGUCAGUAGCGAGGGAAGCGGUGGAGACGGAAAUCCUCCAAGUUCACCACCAUCGCCACGGCGUCAGACAAGCGGUUUCUCUCAAUGCCGUCGGCGGCUCCGCUCGAAGGUUCCCUUACAGUAUUUCCGCAAAUACAGCAUAGCUGCCGGGAUUUUUGGCCGGCGGAACAUACAGUUCCUGCUGCUUCUGUUCUUUCUCUACUUUUCUGGCUUAAUGAUGUGCGUGGGCCGGUUCUCCAAUUUCUUGCGUCACUCUCGUGAGCCUAUUGCGAUCUAUAAAAGCCAUCUAUUGUUAGAGAAGUUUUGGCAUGAUAUCGAGACUGACAAUUCUACUGCUCUUGAGUUAUCUUCUGUUUGGCAAUUCAAAAGGAGAAUGAAAGUGCAGAAACCUUGUCCCGUGUCAACUGCUAGACAUUUGGGCUCAGUUGAAGUGUCAUCUGACCCAACGGGUUACUUAAUCGUUGAGGCAAAUGGCGGUCUGAACCAACAACGCUCUGCGAUCUGCAAUGCAGUUGCCGUAGCUGGAAUUUUGAAUGCAGUGCUGGUCAUCCCUCGUUUGGGUUACAACAGUGUCUGGAAGGAUCCAAGCGAGUUCAGAGACAUCUAUGAUGAAGAUCAUUUUAUAGCCACUCUUGAGGGUUAUGUGAAAGUGGUUAAAGAGUUGCCUGAUGAGUUGAUAUCAAAAUAUGACCACAAUAUUACUAAUAUUCCACACCUCCGUGUUGAAGCAUGGGCUCCUGCUAAACAUUAUUUAGGAAAAGUUUAUCCUGUCCUGCAGGAGCAAGGGGUCAUCCGCAUUGCACCCUUUGCCAAUAGACUGGCAAUGAAUGUCCCAUCUCAUAUUCAAUUGCUCAGGUGCAUAACAAAUUAUAGAGCAUUGAGGUUCUCUUCUCCUAUAACAACACUAGCACAGAAAUUACUAAACCGAAUGAUUGAGAGGAGCUCAAUGACUGGUGGAAAAUAUGUUUCUGUUCACCUUCGAUUUGAGGAGGACAUGGUGGCCUUCUCAUGCUGUUUGUAUGAUGGAGGAGAUGCUGAAAAGUUUGAAAUGGAUUCAUUUCGUGAAAAAGGGUGGAAAGGGAAGUUUAAAAAAAAAGAUCUUGACUUUGUAGCUGGUCGUAAUCGUAUUGAUGGAAAAUGCCCUCUGACCCCCUUGGAGGUUGGGAUGAUGCUGCGGGGCAUGGGAUUCGAUAACAACACUUCAAUUUAUUUAGCCUCAGGGAAACUUUACAAAGCAGAACAAAAUUUAGCUCCUUUGUUGAAGAUGUUUCCCCUUCUUUACACCAAGGAAUCUCUUGCAACCUCUGACGAGCUUGCUCCAUUUCAGGGCUAUUCUUCAAGGCUAGCAGCUUUGGACUACACUGUGUGUUUGUUCAGUGAGGUUUUCGUGACAACUCAAGGAGGAAACUUCCCACAUUUUCUGAUGGGUCACCGUAGAUUCCUUUUUAACGGGCAUGCAAAGACCAUUAAACCCGAUAAACGCAUGCUUGUUGGUCUACUAGAAAACAUGACAAUCAGGUAUUUUUUCCGUCAACUGCAUCCAUUCCUCUUUGUUAAUAAUAUACUUGUGCUACUUGGAACUACAACGUUGAGAAUUUUGGACUUGCAAUCUGCUUCUAUCUUUGAUUAUCUGUUGAUGACUUGAUAGAUAGCAGUUACAGUGGAAAACACUGACUGAAUAAUGUCUUGCGUGCCACUUAGAACUUUGGCAUGUUCUAUCAAAUGGUAGUCUGUAUAUUUUGAACUUUGGAAAAUUCUCCCGAGUUUGUAUUUCUCCAGUAUUUUAUCACAAACAUAGUAAACAUCAAUUGUUAAACCAUUUUAGAUAAGAGGAUAUAUUGUUUUAAGGUUUUUCAUUAACCAGGGAAGACUGCAGGUAAAGUGGUUUUGCUUUAUGUAUAAGUUAAAAACUAGAGUGCAAGAUACUACUGAGCUUUAGGAUUUGACAAAGGCCCAAUACA